Drosophila albomicans is the source of this 1947-nucleotide messenger RNA. RefSeq lists its product as uncharacterized. The record is from RefSeq and is a predicted model, not a curated record. The transcript is spliced from 2 exons. The coding region runs from base 16 to 1947 and encodes 643 amino acids. Gene Ontology annotation, molecular function: glutamate-gated receptor activity. Lineage: Eukaryota; Metazoa; Arthropoda; Insecta; Diptera; Drosophilidae. Gene Ontology annotation, cellular component: membrane.
GACGACGCUUCAACAAUGUUGACAAUGCCAUUGUCGGCCAUCGACGGUACAUUUAACGUAACACUGAUGUACGCCGUGGUGUGGACUAUUAACAGUCAUUAUGCCAUCGAUUCAAGCAAACCGCUGACUAUACUCAACUUUGCCACAUGGGAGACGAGCCGUGGCCAUCACAACGAUCUCAUUGAUGCAGUGCUUCGACUUGCCUCCAGCGCCAACCGCAUCAAGUUUCUUCUAGAAGGCGAACGAGUCGAUGCCCAGCAACAAGUGGAUGCAGUGCAGCCCCCACUAGCGCCAGCAAAUGCUCUCAACAUGCAGACGACAGCCAUCUGGUUGCUGGACAGUGUUUGGGCCUAUUAUCGCCUGGAGCGUCGCCUGCUGCAAACGGACGGCGCCUUCAAGCGCAAUGGCUUCUAUUGCAUUGUGUAUACGGGGGAGGAGGAGGAACGUCUCGACACCAUACGCUUGAUCUUUAAACGUCUCUUUGCCAUCUAUGUGAUCAAUGUGAAUGUCUUUAUCAUGGAUCGAUCGACAGCAUCGACAACGGCCCAAGUGCAUGUCUACAAUUAUUAUCCAUAUCGCGAGCUGCGCUGUCAAUCCUCGCUGCCCAUUCACUAUGCCAGCUUUAUGGGUGGCCUCGGCGUUCCUCCGCGAUUUCUUCUGCCGAAUCGCACGCUCUUCUUCGACGACAAGCUGGACAACAUGCAUGGCUGCCCGCUGCGCAUUGUCACCUUCCAGCAUCGUCCAUUUGUCAUCAUCGAGCCGCCGACAGCUGGUGGCCAGCGACGACUGCUUGGCAUCGAAGGUGAACUCAUUGCGCUGCUCGCCGAGCGCAUGAACUUUGCCAUCGAGUUGCUCGAGCAACCGGCCAAGGAUCGCGGCUCCGUCUAUCCCAAUGGCAGCGUCUCGGGCGCCAUGGGCAUGAUUGUGGAGGGCAGCGUCAACCUGACGUUCGGAGCCUUCAUGUACAGCAAGGAGCGCGCCCAGUACAUGCUUCCCUCGAUCACCUACACUAGUUUCCCCAUCGUGCUGUGCGUGCCUGGGGGUCAUCAGCUAUCGCCACUGCAACGCCUCAGCAAGCCUCUGGGUCACCUCACCUGGCUGUGUCUGUGGCUCAGCAUUGCGUUGGGAUGCGGUCUGAUUGUGUUGCUGCAACUGAUGCCACAACGCUGGCGACGCUUUGUGCUCGGUUCGGGGAAUACGACGCCACUGCUGGCACUGUGGUGCACUCUACUGGGUGGAACACAUCCGCAGCCGCCGCGUCGCAACUUCGCACGCUAUCUUUUGGUUCUGUGGCUGCUUCAGACGUUGGUGUUGCGCGCUGCCUAUACGGGAGAGCUUUAUAUACUGCUGCAGGACGGGAGGAUGCGGACGCCGUUGAGGACGCUCGCUGAGGUGCUGGACAAGAACUAUGUGUUCCACAUGCUGCCGGCACUGGAGAAUGUCUUUCGCGAUCUGUUGCCAGUGUUGCGCAUUCGCAUCGAACCGCAGCUGGACGCAACGUUGCGUGAGCUGCGCGACAACGAGGAGGCACGCAUUGUGGCGCCACUGCUGAAGCCGACGGCGUCUCGCUUCGACAUGGACUCGGGACCCAUGCGGCCACGGCUCAGUGUUCUGCCCAAUCCCCUGUUGACCGCUCCCUUGACGCUCUACAUGCGACCGCAUUCGUAUCUGAAGCAGCGCAUCAACGGUCUGCUCAUGAACAUGAUGUCCGCUGGAUUAGUGCAUCGCUUUCGUCGCAUGUAUCUCGAUCGGAUCGAGCAUUUGGCCGUCGUCCGCAAUCGUGAUCCCAGCCAGCUCUCGCUCUGGUUGCUUGGCGCCAUCUUUAGCCUCUACAUCAGCCUACAACUCUGCGCCUGCUUCGUCUUUCUGCUCGAGCGACGCAGCGCAGCUCCGCAUCGACAGCGUUUGCGUCGUUUCAUGGAAGCGUUGAACCACUUCGUUGCUUAG